This is a messenger RNA of Micropterus dolomieu (smallmouth bass), 1315 nucleotides long. RefSeq names its product trafficking protein particle complex subunit 3 (gene trappc3). The record is from RefSeq and is a predicted model, not a curated record. NCBI's taxonomy places the organism in Eukaryota, Metazoa, Chordata, Actinopteri, Centrarchiformes, Centrarchidae. The transcript is spliced from 5 exons. The coding region runs from base 120 to 662 and encodes 180 amino acids. Gene Ontology annotation, biological process: endoplasmic reticulum to Golgi vesicle-mediated transport; intra-Golgi vesicle-mediated transport. Gene Ontology annotation, cellular component: cytosol; TRAPP complex; cis-Golgi network membrane.
GACUUUGGUGAAGUGUGUGACUAAACUGGAGAUUACGGAAAUAACUGCUUAGCAAGAAUCAAAUAAAUAAAGGAUUAAUAUCGAGUCGCAACCUGUGUAAGCCUGUACCACUGUCCACAAUGUCCAGGCAAUCCAACCGACCAACAGACAGCAAGAAGAUGAACUCUGAGCUGUUCACUCUGACUUACGGGGCCCUGGUCACCCAGCUUUGUAAAGACUACGAGAAUGACGAGGAAGUCAAUAAACAACUGGACAAGAUGGGUUAUAACAUCGGCGUGCGUCUGAUCGAGGACUUCCUGGCACGCUCCAGUAUCGGCAGGUGUCAGGAUUUCCGAGAAACAGCUGAUGUCAUUGCUAAGGUUGCAUUCAAGAUGUACCUGGGAGUCACCCCCAGUGUGACCAACUGGAGCCCGGCAGGGGAUGAAUUCUCCCUCAUCCUUGAGAACAACCCGUUGGUAGACUUUGUGGAGCUGCCGGAUAACCACAGCACGCUGAUCUACUCCAACCUGCUGUGUGGGGUCCUCAGAGGAGCCCUGGAAAUGGUCCAGAUGGCUGUGGAUGUGAGAUUUGCUCAGGACACUCUGCGGGGGGACAAUGUGACAGAAAUACGUAUGAAGUUUAUCAAGAGGAUCGAAGAAAAUCUCCCAGCAGGAGACGAGUGAAAAGAUCCAUCCCUCUGCUUCUUGUGUCUCUUUUGGGGAGGACUGAGUGAUACAAGGAACACCUUCACAUACGGACUGAAAGGAUGAAUGAGCUCAACACAUAAAAUUGAGUGGUAUAUCUCGAUCUCGAAAUUAUUUCUAGUAUCUUCGUCUCCUGUUUUUUUUCUAUCUGUGUUGUUAGGAGAAGAAGUGCUUGAAAUUAAACGAGACAAUUGAGAAUCCCAGAGAAAACACCGUACACUAUAGAAACACAACAAUGCAAGAUCAUAACAUGGCCCUGCUACUUUGAAUAUCUGAUGGGUAAAAAAAAUCCUUGGCACUGAUUUGUGGUCAGCUUUAAAUGACAGCUGUUGCUGUUCAGGAGAAGCCUCUGACCACUUAUCUGUCCCUCUGUCACCAUUCCUCGUGGACAGUCACCUUUUCUUCUUCAGACAUCUGUUCUGCUUCUCAAAAGAAUGAUGUCUUGUCAUUUGGCCAUGCAUAGAUUGCAUAGAUUUUUUGGGUGCAAGGCUGAAAAGCGUUACAUUGUGAUGUUUUUAUGUUUGUCUUGUUUGUUUUCCUUUUUUUUAAGAAAUCACACUCUAUAUUGCUGCCAAUUAUAUGGCAUGUUAAUUUAUGUAGAUGAGUAUGUUAAAUAAAAGCGGGAUAUUUAA